Molecule: messenger RNA, 4851 nt
Organism: Hippocampus comes (tiger tail seahorse)
Lineage: Eukaryota; Metazoa; Chordata; Actinopteri; Syngnathiformes; Syngnathidae
Gene: tns2a
Product: tensin 2a
Exons: 29
Coding region: 127-4578 (1483 amino acids)
Biological process (GO): peptidyl-tyrosine dephosphorylation
Cellular component (GO): focal adhesion
Molecular function (GO): protein tyrosine phosphatase activity; protein binding
Source: RefSeq, a predicted model, not a curated record
CGGAGGGUGGACCCGGGCUGAGCAAACAAGUGAUCUCAUAGCAGCAACAGUCAAAGAGUGCGGCCGUGUUCGUGGAAGCUCGCCUCGGCAUGAGGGGCCCCCGUUGAAAGUUCAACCACUGGAAGCAUGUUUAGCGGGAAAGUGAGCAAGUCAGCGAAGGGGGAGCCUCACGCCUUCAAGGAGAAGACCUUCAAGAAGAGGCGUCAGUGCACUGUGUGUCACCAGAAUGUGGACAACCUCGGCUCCUUCUGCAGAGUCUGUAAGACAGCCACUCACAGGAAGUGCGAGAGCAAGGUAACCACAGCAUGUAUCCCAGCUCCUGCCAACGACCUGCAGCGUAGAGGGACAGCUCCGCCUCGAAAUGCCCAACACCUGGGCUCCACCAAGUCGUUGACCUACACCAAGCAGAGAAACACGCUGCCGAGGAGCUUCAGUGUGGAUCGCGUGAUGGAGCGAGUGAUGGAGCGCCACUAUGACUUUGACCUCACCUACAUCACCGAGAGGAUCAUCUCCGUCUUCUUCCCGCCCAAGCUGGAAGAACAGCGGUACCGCCUCAACCUCAAGGAGGUGGCCGCCAUGCUCAAGUCCAAGCAUCAAGACAAGUUUCUGCUCCUCAACCUCUCCGAAAGGCGCCAUGAUAUGAGCCGAUUGAAUCAAAAGGUUCACGACUUUGGCUGGCCCGACCUCCAUGCUCCGCCGCUGGACAAAAUCUGCGCCAUAUGCAAGGUCAUGGAGACGUGGCUGACCUCUGACCCCCAGCACGUGGUGGUCCUGCACUGCAAGGGUAACAAAGGCAAGACAGGAGUGAUCAUUGCAGCUUACAUGCACUACAGCAAGAUCUCAGCAGGGGCGGAUCAGGCUCUCAGUACUCUUGCCAUGAGGAAGUUCUGCGAAGACAAGGUGUCCACUUCCCUCCAGCCAUCCCAAAACAGGUAUAUCUAUUACUUUGGGGGUCUUCUGUCUGGAGCCAUCAAGAUGAACAGCAGCCCACUUUUCCUCCACCAAGUUCUCAUCCCGUCACUCCCCAACUUCCAAGGGGAAGGAGGUUACUACCCUUUCCUGAAGAUCUACCAGUCGAUGCAGUUGGUCUACACUUCAGGCAUAUAUGACCUUCACGGAAGCGGGGGAAGGCGACUGUGCGUGACCAUCGAACCAGCACUACUGCUUAAAGGUGACAUCAUGGUCAAAUGUUACCACAGACGAGCCCAAAGUGCUGACAGGGACAACGUGUUCAGGCUCCAGUUCCACACUUGCACUAUCCAUGGAUCCCAACUGUGGUUUGGCAAAGGGGAACUGGACGAAGCUUGCACAGAUGAACGUUUUCCAUUGGAUGCCACGGUGGAGUUUGUCUUUUCAACUGGACCUGAGAAGAUCAAAGGUCGUGAGUACCACAAAAAUGACCCGGCCGUCACGGUUGAUUACAACACUGCUGACCCUGUAGUUCGCUGGGAUUCCUACGAAAACUUCAACCAACGAUACCAGGACAGUCUUGAGGACAUUGCUCACACAAGAGGUCCUGUUGAUGGCAGCCUCUAUGCGCAAAUAAAGAAGCGCCGGGACCCAAGUUCUGGUUCUGUUUCUUCAACCAAUGGCAGCAGUCACGGGGCAGAGGAGAGACCCGAUCAAUUCCUCUCUCAUCACUCUGACUCGGCCCUUUCGGCACAUUCGAGCCCCUUUAACCAAUCAUCCAUCCAUCCUGACCACCGCGAAGAGACAUUACGUCCACCGACUAUUCCUCCUCUGUCUCACAGCCACCACCAUCCCCACCCUCACAACCCCAAGUCCUCCACCAGCCCACCCUAUCAUGAAGUCAUGCUAAUGGAGAGUCUACCGCCCCCUGGCUGCUCUUGCAGGGAUUGCAGCAUCAGGAGAGAAGAAGCAUCAGUCGCCUAUCACAGCCUCAGGCUUGAUCGGGGCAACGGCUAUCACUGGGACAGAGAGGCAGAACUUCAACAGACGGGGCUACGAAGAACCAGGGAGGCAGAAUUAGUCCGAGGGGGAUCGGAGAGCCAUUGGGAGAGGCGCGGCCGAGAGUUCUCUCUCCCUUGGGAGAGAGACAGAGAGGCGGAGCUCCAGUGGGAAAGGGAGAGAGAGGCGGAUUACUGGCACAAGAGGGACACCGUGGCUUCCUAUGGGCCGCAGGGCCACAAUCACCACGCCUUCACCUUUGACCCCUUGCCAUCAUGUCACCCUGGCUAUCCGGAGCCUUCACGGUCCCAUGCUCAUUCGCACCUCGACCUCAAGUACAGCAGCAGUAGCAGCGGCUACCAAACGCCCCGGCAGGCAUGCCCGUGCUCGCCUUACCAGCCGUCACCGUCUGAAAGCAGGGGCUAUGCCUCAGGGUACCAGUCCGAGUCCACUUCGCCUUUGCCACCCGCGUCCUCCAUGAUGGGACCCUGUAGCCAUAGCAGUGGUUCUGCUGAGCAUAAUCCCAGUCACCACCGUCACCAUCCGGACGCACAGCAGCCAUACAGCUCCGACUCACAUGCGGACGGUAUUCGUAACUCAGGUGAAAGUGUGGGCUGGAGGGACCACAUCACCAAUGGUUCUUUUAAAAGAGGCCACAGAGAAGGCCACGGCGCAUGCUCUACCCCAUCAGACAUGUCCGGACCAUCCACUCCCGUCCAUACAAGCAGUCCUCUGCGUACGCAGGAAAGUCCCAGUCCAGGAAGAGAGUACGGGAUCCGGAAAACAGUCAUCAGCAGUGACCACGAGGCAUCACAGCCCCAGGAUGGGCAGUACUCUUCUGGUAACGUCAUCCAGGUGGCCACGGAGACCCCAAGAAGCACCUCACCAAUGAAAAGCCAACCGUCAAACACAACCUCACUCACUCAAACAGACUCGCACAACCACUGCACUGCACCAACUGCUCCGCUCCCGGCAACAACCCCCCCACAGCAGCACUGUAACCAUGGCGGACAAUCAUCAACACAGAAUAGUCGUUCGGACUCUGUGAUGACAACCGUGUCUGUCCAGACCUCACCUGCACCGGCUCACCAUUCCCAACAUCCUACUUUGGAGACCCCUCAUCCGUCCGAGGCUGCCGCGGUGCCUUCCUCGUCGACUCAGGCAGUGUGUCACCCUCCAAGCCAAACCCAGGCCACCAACUCGGUAGCCAGUCACUUACCGCAGGUGAAUGGAUGUUCUUCUCCAACCAGGGGUUCCCUCCCUGAAGUCCCCAAAUCUCCCAGCGGCCCCAAUUCUACAAGUUCCCACGCAGCCCCCACACCUUCGUUGUCUUCAACCCAGGCCGCGUCCAGCAGCAUGGAAGGAUCUCCCGUUUCAGAGAGCCCUGUUCCUGGCUUUGCCACUUUGGGUAGGAAGUUGAUGAUGAGCGGCUCUGACCUCCACCAUCACAACCAGAUUCCCGUCCACCACGGACCCCCUCAACACCCCUACCCAAGAAUGGAACACAACCCGCCAAUAGACAUCAAUAAGAGACACUACUACUCUGCUCACCCCCCGCAGCUUCAUCAAAUAUCUGUCUCCAACUACUCCACUAUCUCCAUACCACUUCCUCACCCGCAGCCUCCUCUCCCGGAGAAACGGCAUCAUCAACCCGGCUCACCCGCCGAAGACGCGGAGGCUCCGAAACCAACCGUGAGCCACUCCAACAAUACUCAGCAUCAGCAUCAUGUCACCUUCUCGCCAACCGUGGGGGAAAUUGCACCCAGUGAGAACCAAAGUGAUGUUGGCUCUGAGGAGCCUGAGAAUGGAAACAGAGUCAGUGUCAAGUUUGUCCAGGACAGUUCGAGGUUCUGGUAUAAGCCAGGCAUCUCCAGAGAGCAAGCAAUCGUUGCUUUGAAGGAGAGAGAGCCUGGGACCUUCCUGAUCAGAGAUAGUAAUUCCUUCCAAGGUGCUUAUGGCCUGGCACUGAAGGUGGCCACACCUCCUCCUAAUGUCAACCAGCACAGCAGUAAAGGCGACCCUCUCGAACAUUUGGUGAGACACUUCCUCGUCGAAACAGGACCCCGAGGCGUAAAGAUUAAAGGCUGUCAGAAUGAGCCCUACUUUGGGAGUCUUACUGCAUUAGUCUAUCAACACUCCAUCACACCCAUCUCUUUGCCCUGCGCACUGAAGAUCCUCGAAAAAGAUCUGAUAGGAGAGGUGCCAGAGGUUCAGCCCGUUAGCAACAUCAGUACUGCUGCUGACCUGCUCAAACAAGGAGCUGCCUGUAACGUCCUCUACCUGAAUUCUGUGGAAACGGAGUCUCUGACUGGCCCACAGGCCAUUGCCAAAGCAACAGACGCCACACUGGGGAGCAGCCCGCGCCCCGCUGCCACCGUAGUCCAGUUCAAAGUGACGUCACAGGGCAUCACGUUGACCGACAGCCAGCGCAGGGUUUUCUUCCGCAGACAUUAUGCAGUGAACAGCGUAACCUUCAGUAGCCUUGACCCCAAGGACAGGAGGUGGACUAACUCAGACAACACCACUGUUAAAGUUUUCGGUUUCGUAGCCAAGAAGCCGGGCAGCUUGGCGGAGAACGUCUGCCACUUGUUUGCCGAGCUGGACCCGGAACAACCUGCCUGCGCCAUCGUCAACUUCAUCAACAAGGUCAUGUUGUCGCAGCGCCGGUGAACAGGAGCUGCUUUGUUUGUGAGCUUAAGUCCUAACGCCGUUGUUAGGAUUCGCCUGUUUGGGAGCUCAUCGGACUGGAGGCCACGCGACACGACACUUUCGACAAAAAAUGAAGUACACAGAAUGUUAUAACUCGAUUCCAAAGUGGAGGGACUGCGGACUGUGACAACAUUUGAUCUGGUCUGCCUUGCAACGCUUAAAAAAAAAAAAAAACGGGCUCAGAGGAACUGUUACAAAGAGACCAAAAUAUUUCAGCCGCAAAUGCUCCAAUAA